GUUGUUUCCAGGCAAUUAACCCGGGUCCCACCAACAAAUGGAAAGCUUUGAAGGCAGCCCUCCUUUCGCCAAGGGAAAAAAAUAGAAAAUAAGAAAAAGAUGCGAACGACUCUAGCAACACGAUGGAUGCUUAUCUAGUCCGUUGACUAGAUCUGUCUGUUUCCCUGCCUGUUUGGGAACUCAUCACAACAUAAACAUUGAACCUGAUCUGAGGGAGGAUAAGAUAUACCAUCGAUCAGAUCUCAUUAAUUGUGAGAUGGCGCAAAGCAUAGUCUCAACUGUUGUGGGAAAACUAGGCGAGCUUCUGAUCAAAGAAGUGAACUUCCUCCAAGGAGUAGCUGAGGAGUUGACAUCCCUGCAGAGUGAGUUCCAAUGGUUUCAGGCCUUCCUCAAAGAUGCUGAUGCUACUAUCCAAGGAGGCAACGAGAGGGCCAAGACUUGGGUGAACCAGGUGCGAGAUGUUGCUUAUGACGCUGAGGACAUCAUCGACACUUACAUCUUCAAGAUUCAUCAACACCGCCGAGGAUCCCAUGGAUGCUUGUUCUCUUCGUUAAUGACAACAUAUGCUUGUCAUCCUUCCAGACUAACAAUCCUCCAUGACCUUGGCAAUGAGAUUGUCAAGGUCAAGAGGAGAGCUGAGGAGAUCUCUGCUAAUCGAUCCAAGUAUGGCAUCGAUAGCGUUGGUGCUACUACUUCUUCCUGCUCAUUGACGUCCAAUGAAACAAGACUACCUUUGAGCUGGAAGCAGACUCCGGUUGUGGAGGAAGUUGAUGUCGUUGGCUUUGAUGAUGUCAAGAAAUUGGUACAACUGUUACUGGUGGAAGAUGAAGGUACACAAGAUACACAGCGACGGAGACCUGUGAUAUCAAUCGUGGGCAUGGGAGGCUUGGGCAAGACCACUCUUGCCAAAAAGGUUUUCUCUAACCCCACAAUCAAGCAGCAUUUUGCUUGUCAUGCCUGGGUCUAUGUCUCUCAAGCUUAUACAGAUCGAGAGCUUGUGGAGUCCAUCGCUAAGCAACUCAUGGUCGUUGACGAAGUGAGGAUGAAUAAGUUGAAGGAUGAUGAGCUGAAGAAGAUGGUUUAUGAGCACUUGAAAGAAAGGAAAUACUUGGUGGUGACUGAUGAUGUAUGGACCCGAAGAGCUUGGGACAACAUCAAAGAGGUGCUGCCUGCAGAGAUGUUGAAUGGAAGUAAGGUGUUGCUAACUACUCGUAACAGAGAAGUUGCAUUGCAUGCAGAUAGACAGAUCCCUCCUUUUGAUCUCAAGCUCUUGGGAGAAGAAGAGAGUUGGGAGUUGUUCUGCAAGAAGGCAAUUCCAACAAAGUGCAGCAAGCAUUGUCCUCCAAAAUUGGAGACAAUAGGAAGGCAGAUGGUGGAAAAAUGCGGUGGCUUGCCUCUUGCUAUCGUUGUGUUGGGAGGUCUAGCAAUGAGGAAAGAGCAGUCUGAAGAGGAAUGGAGAAAGUUGCUCAAGAGUGUGAGUUGGCAACUAAGAGAAGGUGAAGACCAGAUCUCCAAAAUAUUAUCUCUUAGCUACCACAAUCUUCCCUACUACAUGAAGCCCUGCUUUCUCUACUUUGCAAUGUUCCCUGAGGAUUCUCUCAUUGAUGCGGAAGAUCUAAUGCUAAAGUGGAUAGCAGAAGGGUUUAUAGAAGCCAGAGGUGAAGAAACAAUGGAGGAAGUCGCAGAGGAAUACUUGGAGGAGUUAGUGCAUAGGAGUCUGAUUCAAGUGGUGGUGAGAAAUCUAUGGGGAGUUAUCACUGCUUGUCGAAUCCAUGAUCUUCUUCUUGACUUGGCCAUCUCUGAAGCCAAAGGUACGAACUUUCUCCUUGUUACUGAGACCAAUAAUAAUAAUAAUAAUAAUGAGGGGAGUAUUAUUACUUUGCAAAAGACUCGUCGACUUGCUCUCCAUGGUGACGAGAGUUGGGAUAUAGGUCAGCAAUAUCCAACUGACUCUACUCGAAGCCUACGGACUGUAACUCUCUUUGGUUCAGAUGUAUGGAGAUCAAACCUAGUUUCUUUAUGUGACAAAUUUUUAACAGCAAUAGUGAGGCAUUUUGUGCUUGGGGGGGUUCUAUAUGAUUAUGUAGAUCAUAAUCAUCCCGGGCUAUUUAUGAGUUUCCAAAUACCCCAAAUUCUAAUCAGCAUGAAGCUGAUUAGGGUCAUAGAUCUCCGCAAUCUAGAAAUAAUUGUACCUGAUGCUAUUGGGGAGCUGAUUCAUUUAAGGUACUUGAAUGUACGUGUUGUACGAUCCAAGCCGCUUCCAUCUUCUAUCGGUGAACUCACCAAUUUGCAGACACUUGAAUUUGGGAACAAGUAUUCUAACAUCGAGUUACCAAGUGAAAUAUGGAAAAGUAAUUUGAGGCAUCUUAAAUGUGUGAGAUGGUCAUUUUCAAUCAAGGGACAACCAUCAGUUAACAGCCUGUCAAAUCUUCGAACUCUUUCAAGCAUUGAGGCAGGAAAAUGGCUAUAUAAGGGAUUAGAUAAGAUGACCAAUUUGAGGAACUUGAGCAUUGGUGAUAUUAACAACUCUCAUGGAAAACCGUUAAUAGAUUUUCUUGGUAAACUAAACAAUCUCAUUGAAUUGAAGUUAAUGGCAAAGUAUCCAUCAUAUGAACAUCAAAUACCAACCUCAAUACUUACGGCCUCCCAUCAUAAGCAUCUCCGAUGUGUUUAUUUGAAAGCAAAAUUAGAAAGACUCCCUGAUGUCAACACUCAAUGUCUCCUGACAAACCUCAUCAAGCUUAUCUUAUCAAACUCAUUCCUUGUGGAGGAUCCACUUGUGACGUUGGGGAAACUUGAUAACCUUCAAGUUCUUGAGUUAUAUAAUGAUGCUUUUGUCGGGAAGGAGAUGGUUUGUUUGGAGAAAGGGUUUCCUCAGUUGAAGGUGUUAGUAUUUUUAAAUUUGGAAUCAUUAGAAGAGUGGAAAAUAGAUGAUGUAGCCAUGCCCAGGCUUAGGAAAUUGGUAAUUUGGAAUUGUGAGAAGUUGGUGAUGCUCCCUCAUGGCCUUGGAAGGAUUACUAGUCUACAAGAGUUGGAAGUGCGGUAUAUGCCUGUUGCGUUUUCCCAGAGAUUGAAAGAAAAUGAUGGUGAGGACUGGGAUAAGGUCCGACAUGUACCUUCUGUUAACAUACACUAAAGCACUUGAUCAUUGUUAUUAGUGUGUGUUAUUUUUUUCCAAACUUGUGUAGCAUUACAAGUCAACUCAACAUGUAAUAGAACAUGAGAUGGCUCAAUUUUUCUCCUUUCAGA
Dioscorea cayenensis subsp. rotundata (Guinea yam) is the source of this 3249-nucleotide messenger RNA. Its product is annotated as putative disease resistance protein At1g50180. Gene Ontology annotation, molecular function: ADP binding. The record is from RefSeq and is a predicted model, not a curated record. Lineage: Eukaryota; Viridiplantae; Streptophyta; Magnoliopsida; Dioscoreales; Dioscoreaceae. Gene Ontology annotation, biological process: defense response to other organism.